Hemibagrus wyckioides is the source of this 1954-nucleotide messenger RNA. Its product is annotated as ankyrin repeat and EF-hand domain-containing protein 1-like. NCBI's taxonomy places the organism in Eukaryota, Metazoa, Chordata, Actinopteri, Siluriformes, Bagridae. The coding region runs from base 5 to 1930 and encodes 641 amino acids. The transcript is spliced from 8 exons. The record is from RefSeq and is a predicted model, not a curated record. Gene Ontology annotation, molecular function: protein binding.
AGAAAUGUCUGAGAUUUGUGAGACACAGGAUACUGGGAGACUGCGCACUCCCCAGACAGUGCUGAUGAGGAGGAACGUCGUAGCAGAAAGUCCUUUGGAGAUCAAGCAGGUUUACAAACUGCUUCAGCUGGUGAACCACAAGAAGAAGGAGCAGAUAGAGAAGCUGGUGCGCUUGGGUGUCUCAGGUCUGAUCAACCUGACCGAGCCUGAAGAUGGGGUCAGCGCCCUGCACCUGGCCUCUCGGAACAAUGAUGUGGAGAUGGCUCAUUUCCUUCUGUCCCUCAAUGCACAUCCUGAUAUCCAGGACAAAAAGGGACGCACCCCAAUAAUGUAUGCUGCAAAGCAUGGCCAUGUCGACAUGGUAAAGUUUCUGAUCCAUCAUCAAGCCGACCUGACCGUGGUGGACAAAAAGGGCAAAGGAUUGCUGUUUUACUGCAUCGGCCCAACAGGAAGGCACAAGCAGAUCAUGGAGAUGGCACUAGACAUGAAACUGGAUGUUAACAGUACCUCCUACACAGGCAAAUCUGUCUUCAUGGCCGCCUGUGAACAGGCCAAAGAGUGUGAGAACCUCUGCAUGUUGCUUUUGGAGAGGGGAGCCGAUGUGGAUGUCGCUGAUCCGAAGACCGGGUGCACAGCUCUUAUGGCGGCCGUGACAGCCGGAUCCGUAGUGUUGGUGAGAGCCAUCCUGCAAAAAGGAGUGAACCCCGACACUGGGGACAAAACAGGAGUGAGCGCUGUUCACAUUGCAGCAUCCAAAGGCUUCUUUGAGGUGCUGAGAUUGUUGUCGGCGUACUCUGCUGAUUUAAACGUGACGGACAAGCACGGAAACACAGCCUUGCACUUGGCGGCUUCAGAAGACCACGCUGAGUGCUGCAGGUUUCUGUUUCAGAGAGGAUGCAACAUGAAGAGCAACAUGAUGGAUUUACUGCCAAGUCAGGUUGCUAUGAAAAACAGCCACAAAGCUGCUCUAAAAGAACUGCAAGAGGCAGAGAAAAUACUGAAGACUGGAAAAAUGACCUUCUUCAGUGAAGCCAGGCUGCACGAUUGGUCAUUUGAGCACGAAGCAGUACUGAGGCAGGCCUUCCAAUCGGCCGAGGCAGCGGAGUUUCCAGUGGAGACUGUUUCGAACGAGACGUUCAUGUCUGUCCUGCAGGCGCAUUACGCUCCUAUAGAUGAAGAGGACCUAGAAGUUAUUGUCAGAGUGCUUGACAAGAAUCGUCAGGACAGAAUCAGCAUCAGUGAGUUCUUCGCAGGCCAUUUUUUGCCUAAAAAUUUCCAGCUCUCUUCCUACAAGUCUGCGAUACUGGAGACGAGCAAGAGCGAAAAAUCUGAGCCGUCGAUCCCCGAGACCUGCCACGGACGCUCUGAGCCGUUUCAGACUAGCAUCGCUAGGGAACAGCCGCAGGUUGACGUUAGCAGUAGCGCUUGGAUGUAUAAAACGCCGCUCAUGACCGCCUGCAUAAUGGGGAAAUACCAGAUGGCUCAGUUCCUCAUCUCACGUGGGGCGGAGGUGAAUGCCUAUGAUCAGUUCAAAUGGACUUCUCUACAUCACGCCUGCAAGGAAGGACACGCGGACAUCGUGAAACUCCUAUUGACUCACGGCGCUAUCAUCGAUGCCGCCACCACGAAUGGAGUGACUCCGUUAAUGAGAGCCAUCCAAAGCUGCAAUCUCACCUGCGUGGAGCUGCUCUUAAAAGCGGGCGCCAACGUCGAGGCCACAAAUAAUCGCGGACAAGACUGUAUGACCAUCGCCCAGCUGUAUGGAACUGUGAAAAUCCAGGAAAUGGUUAAAAUCUUCUUUGAUAAAGCAAUGAAGAAAAAAGCAGGAAAGAAGCUUCCUCCUAGAACCAAGAAGCCUGCUUCAAAGACGCAAACUCCGAAAACGAAUCCGGUUAAACAACCUGUUAGGAAAACCACAGCGAAGAAGUAGAUCUCCAGAAGGACACAGCAGGAA